AUGGCCAACUACCUGCACCAAAACCUCGUUUCACACGCUCCUCCAGAGAAAUUAAGAGAGUUGGUUGGUAUGGAUGAGCCAGCUCUUAUUCAAGGUAGCCCAUACCGCACUGGUCCUUUCAACGAGCUCUACCCAGGGUUCAAGCGUGUUGCCGCUACUGUAGGCGACCUAGCCUUUUUUCUAACGCGAAGGGUCACGCUGGAGUACCUUACUAAGGUGAAGCCAGAGGUCCGUGUUUGGUCAUACCAAGCAUCCUAUUUUCAUGGACUUCCGAUUCUUGGGACCUUUCACACCUCAGACUUGGUCCAGGCGUUCUAUGGAAUUCCAGUGAACUAUGCAAUGAAGAGUUCUCGCACCUACUAUUUCAACUUCCUGUACAAUCUGGACCCUAAUGCGGGUGUUGGUGGCUUCGCUAGAUGGCCUGACUGGAGGGAGAACCAGCAGCUGAUGUGGUUCGAAACCCCUUCUCGAAACAGCAUUCUUAAGGACGACUUUCGCAAGAACGCUUCGGAUUGA
Messenger RNA from Cordyceps fumosorosea ARSEF 2679, 516 nucleotides. RefSeq lists its product as hypothetical. The record is from RefSeq and is a predicted model, not a curated record. NCBI's taxonomy places the organism in Eukaryota, Fungi, Ascomycota, Sordariomycetes, Hypocreales, Cordycipitaceae. Bases 1 to 516 code for a protein of 171 amino acids. The transcript has a single exon.